UACAUUCUUAUCGCACCGGCUUCAUGAAGUAGUUGUUAAAGUCUCGGUUCGGGUUUGCCUUGAACCAGACCCCUAACCGAACCCGAUAAAACCCAUUGAAACAACACGUGUUGUCAUUUGUUGACAUUAAAUUCUUCUUGUAGCCUGUAGUGCUCAUUUAUGUUAUAGGAUACUCUAGUCCUUUUUUCUUAUUACUACGUAUUACUACGGUUCUUGGUGGACUGUGUCGCUGUGUUAAAGUCUUGUCGUGCAGAUGAGAGGUCCAGGUUUUGGUUGGGGUCGUCUGGCGUGGUCGUAUUUUAGCUGACAUCUAGCUGAAUAGGACGAAACCACCAGACAGCCUGUGAAUAGCUGUAUUGUGGAGCGCUGGCUGGGAGGGUCUUCAUCAUAGCAGCGUUCAGACUGACACGGUGUGUUGCCGUGUUGAGAAGUAAAUUACCGGUGACAGCGAGCUGUCCUGUUGUUUAUGGUCGCGCCUCGCUGUCAGCCCGCAGUGCCAGAGUCCCGUCAUCUCUGCCGAGGAUGCCGCAGACAAACAAAUCCAGAAACGUCCCAGCGUGUGAGUCCUCAGGCUCAGUUCAAACAGGAGCCUCAGCAGAAGAUAUAGACCCGGUGUCCCGGGAGGAGAGCCAGGCUGCAGGGGACUCAGCAGCAGUGGGAGGAGGAGGAGAGGACAAUGUUGGAGACAGCGAGAUAAUCAAGUCCCCCAGUGACCCCAAACAGUACAGGUACAUCGUGCUGGACAACGGCCUGCGUGCUCUGCUCAUCUCAGACUACAGCGGCCCGGCAGCAUCCGAAGACGAGGACUCAGAAGGAGAAGAUGAAGGUGAAGAGGAAGAGGAAGACAGUGGGUCUGGAGAUGAAACGGAGGACGAGUCUGAGGAGGAUGACGACGAUGAUGAGAAUGACAGUGAUGGUGAAGAUGAUGACAAUGAGGGGAAAAAGAAGAAAGGAAAUGCAGAGAAACAGUCUGCAGCAGCGCUGUGUGUUGGAGUGGGCAGCUUCAGUGACCCCAGUGACCUCCCCGGCCUCGCUCACUUUCUGGAACACAUGGUGUUCAUGGGCAGUGAGAAGUACCCCUCAGAGAAUGGCUUCGAUGCUUUCCUCAAGAAGCACGGUGGAAGCGACAACGCCUCCACCGACUGCGAGAGGACCGUCUUCCAGUUUGACGUCCAGAGGAAAAACUUCAAAGAGGCUCUUGACAGGUGGGCUCAGUUCUUCAUCUGCCCCCUGAUGAUCCGAGACGCCAUCGAUAGGGAGGUAGAGGCCGUCGACAGCGAGUACCAGCUGGCUAAGCCGUCGGACUCCCACAGGAAGGAGAUGCUGUUUGGCAGCUUGGCCAAACCUGGGCACCCUAUGGGCAAGUUCUGCUGGGGGAAUGCAGAGACGCUGAAGCAGGAACCAAAGAGGAAGAAGAUCAAUGUUUAUAAGCGACUGAGAGCAUUUUGGAAGAAACACUACUCUGCCCACUAUAUGACUCUGGCUGUGCAGUCAAAAGAGAAGCUGGACACUCUGGAGGAGUGGGUGAGAGAGAUCUUCAGCGAGGUGCCUAACAAUGAUCUACCCAAGCCAGAUUUCUCUGAUAUGCUGGAUCCCUUUGAUACAUCGGCUUUUAACAAGCUCUACAGAGUCGUCCCUGUUAGGAAAGUUCAUGCUUUAAAUAUCACGUGGGCCCUUCCUCCUCAGGAGAAAUACUACAGAGUGAAGCCUCUCCACUACAUCUCUUGGCUGAUUGGUCAUGAAGGCACAGGAAGCAUCCUCUCACUGCUCAGGAAGAAGUGCUGGGCUCUGGCUUUGUUUGGAGGAAACAGUGAAAGUGGCUUUGACCAAAACAGCACCUACUCUAUCUUCUCCAUCUCCAUCACCCUCACUGAUGAAGGUUUCCAAAACUUCUGCAAGGUGACUCAUCUGGUGUUCCAGUACCUGAAGAUGCUGCAGACGCUCGGACCCCAGAAAAGAAUAUAUGAGGAGAUUCAGAAGAUUGAAGCGAACGAGUUUCACUAUCAAGAGCAAAUUGACCCCAUAGAGUACGUCGAGGACAUCUGUGAGAACAUGCAGCUGUUCCCUAAAGAAGACUUCCUGACAGGAGAUCAGCUGAUGUUUGAGUUCAACCCAGAAGUGAUCAGUGCAGCUUUGUCCCUCCUCACCCCAGAGAAAGCCAACCUGAUGCUGUUGUCACCGGAACAUGAGGGCCAGUGUCCCCUCAGGGAGAAGUGGUUUGGCACACAAUACAGCAUGGAGGACAUACAGCAGGAGUGGAUGGAGCAGUGGACGGGGAACCUGGAGCUGAACAGUGACCUCCACCUUCCUGCCGAAAACAAGUUCAUCGCCACUGACUUCACCCUGAAGCCUUCUGACUGUCCAGACACCGAGUUCCCCGUCCGGAUAGCCGACAGCGACAGGGGCUGCCUGUGGUACAAGAAGGACAACAAAUUCAAAAUCCCUAAAGCCUACAUCAGAUUCCACAUAAUCUCUCCUGUAAUCCAGCAGUCUGCUAAGAAUGUGGUCUUGUUUGACCUUCUGGUCAACAUCCUGGGCCACAACCUUGCAGAGCCGGCCUAUGAGGCUGAAGUGGCCCAGCUAGAAUAUAAACUGGUUGCAGGUGAACACGGCCUGGUCAUUAAGGUCAAAGGAUUUAACCACAAACUGCCUCUGCUAUUCCACCUGAUCAUUGACCACCUGGUUGAUUUCUCUGCCUCCCCUGAUGUCUUCAGCAUGUUCGCAGAACAGCUCAAGAAAACCUACUUCAACAUCCUCAUUAAACCUGAGAAACUCAGCAAGGAUGUGCGUUUGCUGAUCCUGGAGAACUCUCGCUGGUCCAUGGUGGAGAAGUAUCAGGCUCUGACGGCCGGUCUGACCAAUGAGGAGCUGAUGGAGUUCUGCCAGAAAUUCAAGGCCGAGCUGUACGCUGAAGGACUGGUUCAGGGCAACUUCAGCAGCGCUGAGUCAAAACAGUUCCUGCAGUAUGUCACAGAAAAGCUGCAGUUCUCCAAGCUGCCAGCAGAGGUGCCGGUGAUGUUCAGAGUAGUGGAGCUUCCUCUCAAGCACCUCAUCUGUAAGGUCAAAUCACUCAAUAAGGGAGAUGCCAACUCUGAGGUCACCGUUUACUACCAGUCUGGCCCCAAAGCCUUGAGGGAACACACACUGAUGGAACUGAUGGUGAUGCACAUGGAGGAGCCCUGCUUUGACUUCCUCCGGACCAAAGAGACUCUGGGGUACCAUGUCUACCCCACCUGCAGAAACACCUCGGGCGUUCUGGGUUUCUCCGUCACCGUGGAAACACAAGCCACCAAGUUCAAUACCGAGCUGGUAGAAUUAAAGAUUGAAGAGUUCUUGGCUUCAUUUGGGGAGAAGCUCAAUUCGCUGACUGAGGAGGCCUUUAAUACUCAGGUGACUGCUUUAGUGAAGCUGAAGGAGUGUGAGGACACACACCUCGGGGAGGAAGUGGACAGGAACUGGACCGAGGUGGUUACACAGCAGUAUGUUUUUGACAGGCUCAACAGAGAGAUCGAGGCUCUGAAGCACAUGACCAGGGCUGAGCUGAUCUCCUGGUUCAAAGAGCAUCGAGGAGAGAACGGCCGCAAACUCAGUGUGCACGUGGUUGGAUUUGGUGCUGAGGAGAAUGACGAGGAGGCUGGUGCUAAAAAGCGAGACGGAGAAGAAGGCAAAGAGGAGGAUUUAAGCGGGUCUACCUACGGCGAGGUGUCUAAGCUCACUUUCCUUCCCGCCUCACCCAAGAUGGCGGGCUCGGUAGCCAUCAUGGACAUUCCUGCUUUCACUAAAGGCCUGCCUCUCUUUCCUUAUCACAAGAUACUCGAAUAACCCCAGACUGUGAGCCACACAGAUGGCUGUGCUUUGCCUCUCGCUGAGCCACGUUCAGGGACUCAACAGCUCUGGUUCCUCUUUGGACAAAGAUUCUGUGUGAGGGGCCCGGCUGUAGAUUUUACCCACGCUGUGUGCUUAAGCAAAAAGAUUGGAAGUGAUCUAGUUUUUUUGGGUUGUUUUUUUUUUUUUUUAACAAUCUAUUCUGCUUUCUCGCGCUCCGUUAUUUUACAUGGUCAGACACUGAGACAGUGUGGAAGCGCUCAAUCUAUUUCUCUAUCCCACACCGAAAAUCUUUGAAUCAAAUUCUCAUUUAUUUGGUUCUCCGAGCUCAGCUGCUAUUACAGCUCCAAAUCUGACUUUUUCCACUGCUUGUGUGGGAGCCCAGACUGAGUUUAACGCCAUGUAAGAAACACAAAUCAACUGUGAAAACUGCCUAAAUUCAGAGUCCUUUGAACUCCAGAUGUGUGUGUUCGAGUGAUUGCGUGCUGGUUUCCAAGCUGUGCUGUGCGCUACUCCUGUUAGCUGACCUGGCUCAUGGUGUGAGACAAAAGAAAUAAAUCAGUGAGUGAUGAGUGA
Molecule: messenger RNA, 4401 nt
Organism: Scatophagus argus
Lineage: Eukaryota; Metazoa; Chordata; Actinopteri; Scatophagidae
Product: nardilysin-like
Exons: 32
Coding region: 523-3822 (1099 amino acids)
Biological process (GO): proteolysis
Molecular function (GO): metalloendopeptidase activity; metal ion binding
Source: RefSeq, a predicted model, not a curated record